Molecule: messenger RNA, 384 nt
Organism: Lachancea lanzarotensis
Lineage: Eukaryota; Fungi; Ascomycota; Saccharomycetes; Saccharomycetales; Saccharomycetaceae
Gene: COX13
Product: LALA0S01e13146g1_1
Exons: 1
Coding region: 1-384 (127 amino acids)
Biological process (GO): mitochondrial electron transport, cytochrome c to oxygen
Cellular component (GO): mitochondrial inner membrane
Molecular function (GO): enzyme regulator activity
Source: RefSeq, a predicted model, not a curated record
AUGCUAAGACAGGCUAUAAGAAGGGCCUCCACCCUUCCACCACACGCACUAAAACCAGCUUUUGGUCCUGGCGACCAACUAGCGGCCAAGGCGUUCAAAGAAACUGCUGAAAACACGCACCAUCAUGCCAAAGAAACCUCCGGCCUGUGGCUGAAAAUUUCCUUCUUCGUUGCCGCUCCUGCCAUUGCCUUGGCUGCUGUGAACACUUAUUUCGUGGAAGCAGCACACGCUGAGCAUCGCAAACAUUUGGAGCACGUCCCAGAUUCCGAAUGGCCUAAAAACUAUGAUUAUCAAAACAUCAGAACCAAGCCCUUUUUCUGGGGUGACGGUGACAAGACUUUGUUCUGGAAUCCAGUCGUGAACAGACACAUCGGUGACGAGUAA